Molecule: messenger RNA, 864 nt
Organism: Aspergillus affinis
Lineage: Eukaryota; Fungi; Ascomycota; Eurotiomycetes; Eurotiales; Aspergillaceae
Product: DODA-type extradiol aromatic ring-opening family dioxygenase
Exons: 3
Coding region: 1-864 (287 amino acids)
Molecular function (GO): zinc ion binding; oxidoreductase activity, acting on single donors with incorporation of molecular oxygen; ferrous iron binding
Source: RefSeq, a predicted model, not a curated record
AUGGGUUUGACACCAGUGCACUUUUUCUCUCAUGGCUCAACCAUGAUGCUCGGCGAGAAGUCUGAGUCUGCCGAUUACUGGAAACAGUGUGGAGAUGAGGCAUUGGCGAGAAACAUCAAGGGCGUUGUUAUCAUGGGAGCGCAUUGGGACUGUCUCGGCGACAAAAUCGAAGUCGCAACCAACCCCAAUCCCGACAAAAGCCCUGUCGCAUACGUCCACCCAGACAAAUACAUCAACUACAAACUCAACCCGGACCUUGCAACCGCCGAGCGAUGCAUCUCCGUGCUCGCCAAAGAGGGCUUCAACGUCUCCGCGAACCCAACAUUUGACUGGAUCCACGAUGUAUACCUCAUUCUCAUCCACAUGUUCCCCGCCGGCUGCCCACCCACAACCAUCGUCUCGAUGAACGCCCGCUACGACCCCCACUACCACAUGAAAGUCGGCUCGACGCUGCGCUCCCUCCGUCGCGAGAACUACCUGCUCAUAGGCACCGGCGGCGCAGUGCACAACCUGUAUCGAAACCGGUGGGCGCCCAUGAUGCGCUUCCGCGACAAUUUCGCGAUGGAGACGCCGCCGGAGGAGUGGGCGCUGGAGUUUCGUCAGGCCGUCGAAGAUGUGAUUUUGAAGACCUCUGGGCCGCAGCUGCGUAGGGCCAUGACAAGGCUGAUGAAGCAUCCCCGUUUUCGAGAUGCGCAUGCCACGGAUGAUCAUUUCAUGGCGGCGAUGUUUGUGGCGGGCGCGGUGGGCGAUUUCGAUGAUGUGGGCACGAAUGCGGUCAUGCCGGCUGAGAGUUGGGAGUUGACGAAUAUGUGUAAUUCGCAGUUCACGUUUGGGGGCUGGGAUCGGAGGGUUAUUGCUGCUUAG